AUGGUGGGUGCUGCCGAACGGGAGAUUGAACUUUGUACCAAACUAAUAAAACAAGAUGAGGCAACACGACAGGCCGAGACAAAGAGUACGAAAAAAUCUGAUGUAAUUACAAGUACGAGCCAUGAUGUUCGUAAUGCUCUUGCUUGCAUGACUGAGCUGAUCAAGAUAUCGUACGAUGAAGUUUCCCAGGGUUCCGAAAUAAGGGAAUAUCUAACACAAAUGGAUGCAUGUACAAAACACCUCUUAGGUGUAUUGAACUCUAUUCUUGACAAAAGCAAAAUUGAAGCAGGUAAGAUGGUACUUGAAGAUGAGGAAUUUGACAUAUUCCAACUUAUUGAAGAGGUGGUCGAUUUCUUUCUUCCAUCGGGUUUAAAGAAGGGCGUAGAUGUGGUGUUGGAUCCUUAUGAUUGCUCUCUUCUAAAGUUUUCACAUGUUAGAGGUGAUAGGGGAAGGCUUAAGCAAAUAUUAUGCAACUUAUUAGGCAAUGCUGUCAAAUUUACUGCAGAGGGACAUGUAACAGUUCGCGCUUGGGUUCAGAAAUCUGAUUCCAUGAAUUCAAUCACAGCUGCCGAUUCUGGUCAGAACAAUGGUUUGUUGAAGCAUUUGUUGUGUUUUCGGAACUACAAGAACAUGAUCAAAGAGCAAUCAGAUGGCAUCAAAGCAGUGAAUGGGAUUCAACAGGAUCCAAAUUCGUUGCUAUUUUUCUUUGAGGUUGAUGAUACCGGGAGGGGAAUUCCGAAAGAAAAACAAAAAGAAAUGUAGAACUAUGUCCAAGUCAAAGAAACAGCUCAUAAAGAAGGAGGUACUGGCGUAGGACUUGGUAUCGUUCAGUCUCUGGUACGCUUGAUGCAUGGAGAAAUUGGAAUUGUGGACAAGAAGAUUGGUGAAAAAGGGGCAUGUUUCAGGUUUAAUGUUCUCCUGAGAGCUAUCAAUCUGUCUGAGGAUCCCUAAAAUUUAAAACAAGACCUUGAAUCGGGAGGUGACCCUAGUUGUGAUGACAGAUCAACUGGGAUUACUUGCAAAUUGGCCAUAAAUCCUAGCCCAAAUCUCACACCAAUUGGAAGUCCUAGGUUAAAUGUAUCCCGCGGCACCCCUAGUAGUCCUAAGGUAGAGGAAUCCAUUGUUGUACUAAUUAAAAAUGAAGAGCGGCAGAGAAUAGUAUACCAGUUCAUGAGCAGCCUAGGGAUUAAGGUAUCAGUGGUAGAACAAUGGGAACAACUAGCUCAUACUCUCAAGAAAAUAAAGCAAAUGAAGAUGAAGGGUUACCAUUCUCAAAAUCAUCCUAAUGAUGUUAUCAUAAAAGGGGCACUUCACGGUACUCCUGUAACCCCCUUAAAUUCAAAACAGAGAGCAACAGUUAAAAUUUGUCCAAAUGGAAGAGAAGCUCUAGAUUUUAUCCACCAUAAUCUAGUCAACAAAAGGAAACAUGAUUAUGAUUUUGUACUAAUGGAUUGUCAGAUGCCUGAAAUGGAUGGAUUUGAAGCAACAAGGCAGAUAAGGAAACUGGAGCAUUCUUACCAUGUACGCAUUCCGAUCAUUGCAUUAACAGCUCAUACGCCAGGCGAGGAAACAAGAAGGAUGUUAGAGGCCGGCAUGGAUGGCUAUCUGUGCAAACCCUUGGACAAAGAUCGUCUGCUUGAAACAAUGGGUAGACUGGUAAAGAAGUAGUAAAAUUGUUUGAGGCUGCAAUCAUGAAGGAUGUGAGAUGUAACCAUAGUAAUGGUGGAAAGAAGCCAUCUAUAGCCUUCUGCGUCCUUGAGCUAGAAUCGAAGGGGAAAUCAUAGAAUGUUGCCUUCCUGCAAGCACUGGCCAUGUUUCCAAGCUGAAGAUCUCAGGUAUGAGAUAUUGCUGUCAUCAGAUUCAUAUUCAACACAAAUAUGUGCAACAUCUGAAUUUCAUGGGUUCAAACUUCAAUAUCAUCAACUGCUUUGGGUUGCACGUCAUAAGUGUAGCCUGUUGAAUCUGCUGUACUUUAGAGUGCAAGAAGUUUUAAUUUGCAGAAAAUAAUCCUUGCAACUUGACAUGUAGUAAAGUAUACCUCUCGUUCUUGUGCUCCUGCCUGAGCUUUAAACAUUAACUAUUCAUUCUUCUGCACAUUUCUUUUGGUUACAUUGGACAAAACUACAGUAAUUAAUCAGGUCAAAACUGCAAAACAUCAUAACUUAGGCAGAAGUAGAAGUGUAGGAAGCUUUGCAUCCAAAUCCCAAUCUACAAGGCAAGAAUAACCAAUGGAAGGAGACAGCGACAAAAAUGGUUGAGCAGUAAAACUUUUAAAUAUUUUUUUCAUAAGAGAAGUACAAUCUUAGGAGUAAAUUGUUUAUUUUCUAAACUGCUACAACAAAUCUGUAUAAAAUCAUUGGAACUUUGGACCAGUCCGGCGGAAAGGGGAGAUUCACAAUUAGCUGUUCCUGAAUCCAUGUUACGUAAAGGGCAAGGAACAAGAAGAACAAAACCUCACACGAAUAAAGCCCGGCUUGAUAUGAGGUUUUACAGAUGGAACAUGUCGAUCAUUUGUGUGCAGGGA
Argentina anserina (silverweed cinquefoil) is the source of this 2524-nucleotide messenger RNA. RefSeq names its product histidine kinase CKI1-like. NCBI's taxonomy places the organism in Eukaryota, Viridiplantae, Streptophyta, Magnoliopsida, Rosales, Rosaceae. Gene Ontology annotation, biological process: phosphorelay signal transduction system; phosphorylation. Gene Ontology annotation, cellular component: nucleus. Gene Ontology annotation, molecular function: phosphorelay sensor kinase activity. The record is from RefSeq and is a predicted model, not a curated record.